CGCCAUGCAGCAUUUUAAGGAGGCGGUUUCGAGACAUAUGAGACAGCCGUCCUCGGGACCUGUAGGCUGGCUUGUUCAGAGAUUCCUUGAGAAGAGAAACGAUGGUCUUGAAAGACACGCGGCAAAACUGCUGAACAUCAAACCGCAUCAUAACGUACUGGAGGUCGGUUUUGGUCCUGGGCUUGGACUGAAGCACGCUUUGAACUACAUGGGAUCGGACGGACCCGGUAUAGUCUAUGGACUGGACAUAUCUCCGCAGAUAGUAGGAGUCGCCACCAAGCGGUUUCAAUCCCACAUUGCAGCUGGAAAGCUUCAAGUCACCCUCGGAAGUGUUUCGAACCUCCCGUACGUCGACAGGUCUAUGGACGGGAUAUUCCACGUCAACUGCUACUAUUUCUGGGACGACCUGCACCAAGGCUGUGCGGAGCUGUUCCGCGUACUGUCGCCAGGCGGCGUUAUGGUCGCUACUAUGAAGAAGGAGAGGGUGCAGCUGUUGGUUGACAGAGGUUACAACGAGUACGCCCAUAAACUCAACCCUGACGGAUACAUGGCGGCGCUGGAGCAGACUGGGUUCAUAGGAGUGGAGCUAGAGCACCUCGGAAAAGGACAGAAAACAUUUGAGGCAAUAUUUGCCUAUAAGGAGGGGGCAAGGCAGUAACAGCAUAGGAAUAAAGAAAUAAAGCAAUGGAAU
Molecule: messenger RNA, 691 nt
Organism: Branchiostoma belcheri (Belcher's lancelet)
Lineage: Eukaryota; Metazoa; Chordata; Leptocardii; Amphioxiformes; Branchiostomatidae
Exons: 3
Coding region: 5-658 (217 amino acids)
Biological process (GO): sterol biosynthetic process
Cellular component (GO): endoplasmic reticulum
Molecular function (GO): sterol 24-C-methyltransferase activity
Source: RefSeq, a predicted model, not a curated record